AUGGCCGUUGCCAGAUUGAUUUUUGCUGUCAUAUUUUUAGUUCUAGGUGGCGCACGCGCCGUAAAAUAUAAAAAAGGCGAUCAGGUAGUAGUUUUUGCCAACAAGGUAGGUCCAUACUACAAUCCUCACGAAACUUACCACUACUACCAGCUGCCGCUAUGCAGGCCCCACGAGGUAAAACAGAAAGAAUUGUCACUGAGUGAAUUACUGGAUGGAGAUAGGAUGGCUUACUCUGAUUAUAAGAUCAACUUUCAAGAAAGUGACAAGUUAAGGACAUUGUGUACACUAAAACUGACCGAGUCCGAUGUUACGAAGCUAAAAGAUGCCAUAGAAGACCUCUACUUUUUUGAAUUUGUAGUUGAUGAGAUACCAGCUCGAGGUUUUAUUGGGCACCUUCUGGAGGGGGGUAUAGUACCCCAUACGCACGAACUCAAGCUCUACCUUCAUCAUUAUUUCUACUUUGAGUUUAACAAUGACGAGAUCAUAUAUAUGAACAUAUCAACGAGUGAUGAGGAAGGAAAGCAGAUUAAGCUGGAUGACGUCAGCCAGUUCCCACUCGUUGUCAACUUCACUUACUCAGUUAAGUGGACCAUGUCUAAUCUUCAGAGAGACGAACGAAUGAAGAAGAUGAAGGAGAGUGGGUUUUUCCCUGUCACACUUGAAAUUCAUUGGCUCUCCAUCAUAAAUUCCAUGAUCCUUGUCUUUUUACUUAUUGGAUUUGUGGUCAUCAUCAUGACGCGCAUAUUGAAGAAGGAUUUCGCCAGAUACAACCUGGAAGAUGAUGACAACCUGGACGCUGAUGACGACAACGGAUGGAAAAUUAUACAUACUGAUGUGUUCAGAUUCCCUGCUUAUAAAAGUCUCUUCUGUGCUAUACUGGGUGUUGGUUGCCAGUUCCUGAUAAUAGCAACAGCCAUACUGAUGAUGGCUUUGCUGGGUCUGUUCAACGUGCACAGGCAUGGCUCCAUCAAUGCUGCCUCUAUCAUUCUCUAUGCCCUUACGUCUUGCAUCUCAGGGUAUGUGGCAGCCUGUAUGUUCAAGAAGAUGGGCGGUGAGAACUGGGUGUGGAACAUCAACCUUACAUCUGCGCUCUUUGCCGGUCCCUUUUUUCUUGUGUGGAGUGUGUUGAACACUCUUGCCUGGAUCUAUGGAUCAACCCAGGCACUCCCUUGGGAUACCAUCCUCCUACUUGGACUGCUCUGGUUGCUAUUGGGCUACCCCUUGACGAUCAUCGGUGGCAUCUUAGGGAAGAACUCUGCCGGAAGUUUCGACGCUCCCUGCAGGACUAAAAAUAUAGCUCGGGAAAUUCCAGACAUUCCGUUUUAUAAGUCCACGCUGGCCCAUUGCAUCGUCGGAGGGUUUUUACCAUUUAGUGCCAUAUCAGUAGAGCUGUACUAUAUCUUUUCAACGUUGUGGGGUCGCGAGCACUACACCCUGUUCGGCAUCCUUUCCAUCGUCUACAUCAUCCUCCUUAGCGUCACUGCCUGCAUCUCCGUGGCCCUCACCUACUUCCAGCUGUCGUCUGAGGACUACCGCUGGUGGUGGAGAUCAAUCAUCAGUGCUGGCUCAACUGGCGCCUUUGUGUUCCUCUACUCCCUGUUCUACUACACGCGUCGCUCCAACAUGUACGGACUGCUCCAGACGGCCGAGUUCUUCGGGUUCUCAGUCCUCGUCUGCUACAUAUUUUUCCUCAUGCUAGGAACCGUGGCGUUUUUCUCCUCUCUGAAGUUCGUCAAAUUCAUCUACGUUAACAUCAAGAUGGAUUAG
Messenger RNA from Helobdella robusta, 1767 nucleotides. RefSeq lists its product as hypothetical. Gene Ontology annotation, cellular component: membrane. The record is from RefSeq and is a predicted model, not a curated record. Bases 1 to 1767 code for a protein of 588 amino acids. NCBI's taxonomy places the organism in Eukaryota, Metazoa, Annelida, Clitellata, Rhynchobdellida, Glossiphoniidae. The transcript has 15 exons. Gene Ontology annotation, biological process: protein localization to membrane.